This is a messenger RNA of Hydatigera taeniaeformis, 1035 nucleotides long. The record is from the annotation of a GenBank genome assembly. Lineage: Eukaryota; Metazoa; Platyhelminthes; Cestoda; Cyclophyllidea; Taeniidae.
GGUCGCACCUUCUCGGGCUUACGUCUAGACCUUCUUCGACUUGAUGAUAAUCAGGGUCUAAUUUUGGAUUCAGAAGCUUUUGAAAAUCUCACUGUUUCCUCCCUAUCUUUGCAAAACUGUGGCCUUCGAAGUCUUUCCUACGAGGUGUUUCGACCACUUCUAAAUUCGAGAAGCCUCACAACCCUGCGUCUCACUUCCAAUAGUCUCACCACGCUUGAUGCUCGCUUUGAACCCUUUUUUAGAAACCUCUCAUUCCUCUCUCUGGCCAGAAACCCCUUUAUAUGUGACUGCAAACUCAUGUGGUUGAGUCGAACCCUCCAGCGCAAACGACGAGCAGACAGUGAUGACGCAUUUCCCAGGAUCAGCGAUGAUCGCUUACCAAUUGUGCUAGAUGACGACCAUCCUGUUUGUGAGUCCCCAAAUCGUCUACGUGGAAAACAAAUUGUGUCACUCACUACGGGUGACUUUUUCUGUGGUCCUCCACAAAUGCGAGCGUUAGAGGUGGAUUUUAGCGAUCUCCGAGUCGGUCACUCCAAGACUCUCAAUAUGACCGGAGUCGUGCUCAUUAAAUGCGCAGCUCAAGGAUCACCGGAAAUGCAGCUGGUGUGGUUUCGACGUGAUCGUCGGGGUGGUGAACCGACUCGCUUGCCUGGCUUAAGACAGGUAGCUCCAGGUGUUAUAGAAGUGUCAAUUUCUCAUUCCCUCCUUGCCAAAAAUUCAAAUAUUGAGACGGAAGACACAGGAGAAGUUUUCACCUGCCUCGGAAUGGACACUUAUGGCAACACAAGCGCUGACCUGUCUUUACGGUGGCCUACGCUACCACUACCAUCACCUCUGCCAUCUUCUUCAACUUCCAGCAAUCGUAAUCUUAUGGAACCUUCGUCAGGCGAUUCAAAGUACCUUGAUAGUGAUAAAGGCCAGUUUCAGUCGGAUCGACUCGACGAAUUCUUUUUCAUGGUGCGUUCCCAUUUUCCUCACUUAACGUCCUCUGUCACAACUAUGAAAAGGGCGUCACUUUUUGCAAGAAAUAAAUAA